Messenger RNA from Rhodamnia argentea, 1231 nucleotides. RefSeq names its product vesicle-associated protein 2-1-like. Bases 498 to 1166 code for a protein of 222 amino acids. Gene Ontology annotation, biological process: endoplasmic reticulum membrane organization. The transcript has 7 exons. NCBI's taxonomy places the organism in Eukaryota, Viridiplantae, Streptophyta, Magnoliopsida, Myrtales, Myrtaceae. The record is from RefSeq and is a predicted model, not a curated record. Gene Ontology annotation, cellular component: plasma membrane; endoplasmic reticulum membrane.
AUUUUGCGUCUAAGCAACCUCCUAAGAUAGUCAGCUUCGGCAAUCAUUCCGUCUCUCUCGAAUUUUCUCUACCCACCAUUAGAACUUGGGUUUCCCAAGAAUCAAAGGGGCUGGUACGCUCGAGCUUGAUUUACCAACGUUGUUGGGGUUCGAUGACGUAAGGCAAACCGUUGCCACUUCCAUCCUCCGGCAGAGGUUGUAGCUCGGAACGAUUCUUGAUCUGGGUAUUGUCUUCUACCAACUCUUGCCUUGUUUAACUAACUUAGCUUCGAGUUCUUUUAUGCGUGAUUGGUCGGGCUUAUCUUAUUUGGACCUAUAAGAUUCAGGUACGCCUAUUGGACAACGAGGAGACAGUCACUCUAAGGGGGAGGUUUUGGAGCUUAUGGUUUCUUUUGUCUAUGGCGGUGAAUGAUGUGGGGCUGAUCAAUCAUUAGGGGAGUUCGCAGGGUUGCUGAAGAAAAAGCGGUGAUAUCUACGGUAUCAGUGAGGGCACCAAGAUGGCCGGCGCGGGUCGUCCACUGAUCUCUGUUCAUCCCGACGAGCUCAAUUUCACUUUUGAGCUGGAAAAGCAGAGCUAUUGCGACCUCAAAGUUGUCAACAACACAGAACAGCAUGUUGCAUUUAAGGUUAAAACGACUUCACCUAAAAAGUACUUUGUACGACCAAACACUUGUACAAUACCUCCUCAAGAUGCCUGUCUAAUAAGAGUUACUCUCCAAGCCCAACAAGAAUACCCGCCUGAUAUGCAAUGCAAGGACAAAUUUCUUCUUCAAAGCACCAUAGUGCCUCCUAAUACUGAUGGCAAAGAACUUCCACCUGAUACAUUCAAUAAGGGUGGUGGAAGAUUAGUAGAGGAACGCAAACUCGGAGUUGUUUAUAUUUUUCCCAGCUCACCUCAAGAAAAGUCCGGAGAGGAAGCCUUUAGGGGCUUGAUACAAAGUUCUGAUGAUGACGCGAGUCUGGCUUUGCAGCGGAUGAAGAAUGAGAGAGAUGCUGCUGUUCGGCAAAUACAGUGGUUGCAGAAAGAUCUUGACAUGAUGAAAGCACAAAGAUACCAAAGAAGCGGCCGGGGCUUCUCCUACGUAUCUGCACUCGUGGUGGCUUUCAUCGGCGUAGCGAUUGGAUUCAUGUUAGCCUACCUGUACUCGUCCCCAUCCGCAGAAUGAGUAACUACCGGUGAAAGCUGCAAGAGGCAGGUGGUUGGUUUAGUUCCUUGUAAAAAAAAGAAAAA